CGGACCCGGAAGCGGCGCGGCUGAGUCACGGCGGCGGCGGCGAUGAGGCAGCCGCAGCCGCGGGCGGUGUCGUUGUCAUUGUCGCUGUCGCUGUCCCCUCUCGGCGCCUGAGGAGCCGUCCGCGCCCGCCCGCCCUGCUCCCCGUGCUCCGCCCGCCGCGCUCGGCGCCGCCGCCAAGAUGAUGGAGGAGAUAGACCGGUUCCAGGUGCCCGCCGUGCGCGCCGAGAUGCAGCCGCUGGAUCCAACGGCUGCAGCUAUUUCGGACAGAGAUUGUGAUACAAGAGAGGGAGAGACUGUAGCCAUGAACUAUAAGCCAUCUCCACUUCAAGUGAAAUUAGAGAAGCAGAGGGAGCUGGCUCGGAAGGGGUCCCUGAAGAAUGGCAACAUGGGAAGCCCAGUUAAUCAGCAGCCCAAGAAGAACAAUGUGAUGGCACGAACAAGGCUCGUCGUUCCCAACAAGGGCUACUCGUCGCUAGACCAGAGUCCAGAUGAAAAGCCCCUGGUAGCCCUGGAUACAGACAGUGAUGAUGACUUCGAUAUGUCCAGAUAUUCGUCCUCGGGAUACUCAUCAGCUGAGCAGAUCAACCAAGACUUGAACAUCCAGCUGCUAAAGGAUGGGUACCGGUUAGAUGAGAUCCCGGAUGACGAGGACCUCGACCUAAUCCCCCCUAAAUCGGUCAACCCUACCUGCAUGUGUUGCCAAGCCACCUCCUCCACCGCCUGUCACAUCCAGUAGUGAGGCCGGCAGGCUGUGAUCAGUGCUUUCCACUAUAACUGUAAAACUUAACAGCCAUUGCUUCCUCCUAUGGUAGGACGUGCACCUCUUUGUGUUCAUGGAGCCAGGAGAAACCAAAAAAUUCAUUUUAUGAUUGGUUGAUAACUUAUUUUAAACUAUGGUAAAACAAAAGAUAAGUUGCUCAAUUUGCCAGGCAGUGCCUGGCAGAGCCGACUGGUCUGGAGAGCGAAUACAGAGGGGUCCAGAGAUACCUCCUUGGUUUGUUUAGGCACUGGGGAUAUUUUGUAAAGUGUCUUUUUCCAGAACGGGAAAGGUCAGGUGGGACUUCAGGUAAUCCUGCCCACUGAAACCAAUCCAUCUGUAAGAUUAGGGCAAGUUGGAGGUAUCAAAAUGUUUUACCAAUGAGAGGAAGUCAGUUCUUAAUUCAUUCACUAAACCUGUUUCAUUUGCAUAACCAAAAUGAUAUUAUAACUGGGGCACAGGAAUGGGGACGGACCAGGGCAUCCUUUCUUAUGGCAAGGCUAGCCAGGACUAGCAUGACACAAUUCAUUCACUUGCAAAAGGGACAAGUAGCUGACAUCUCACUGUGAGUCAGUACUAGCUAGAGCUGUUGUGUCACAUAACCAAUGCAAUCUACCCUUGGCGCCACAUUAAAUUACCACCAAACACAUCAGAUUCAAUCUGCAAUCCACUCAUGCACUCCAAGGAUUUGCUCAUUGCCCAGGAAUACCAUCCAUACUUGUGACUUCAGUUCAGUCACGUAUUCUGACUUCAGCCUGUAUUUAAUCUCUGUGUGACCCAUCUCCUUCCAAAAAUCUUAAACUUCGUUCAACUGAGAAGAAAUGAAUCCUGCACGAGUCAGGACUAGAGAGGUACUGAACAACAGUGCUGGAAAAGCUAGUUGAAGACAGCACAUUUUAACAGUGCUUGACUCUUGAUAUUCUCUUGACACUGUGUCUCUGGGUGCCUGUGGGAGAAACUCAUUAAUGCUGAAGUCAUCAGUGUGGUGGGGUCAGACUUGAGAGGAAUUUUCAGCAACAGCAGAGUUAUGAACAUCUUCAGCUGAAAGGUGCCCAUGAGAGGAAACUGCUGUUCACCUCCUGUCUGCCCAGUUGUGAGCCAGACAUGGUCCCAAUUCAGGAGCAGUUGGUUCUGGAAAAGUUAGGAAACCUGUUACAUUAGGCUGCUGGUCUGAGCUCCCAGUUCACCAGCAGAUUGUUUUGAAUGCAGAAUCACAUCUGGAAUUAGGAAACAUGUCCUCUCACUGGCUGCAGAAUAUGCAAGGGAUGGACUGGCAUUUUUCUUGGUGUUGAAAUCUUUUGCCGCAGGCACAAUUCUUGUGUUUUCCUGGCCUUUCAGGAGGAAGGACCACCUGCCUUGGGUCAUCACCUACUAUGUAGCCUGGGAAGGGAAAAAAAUGAGGGCAGUUCUGAGUUUCCCACCAGAAUUCCUGAGUCACAAAGUAGAGCCUGAGCUGCACCACAACAGAGAAAUCCCCAUCUAAAAUCUAUAUGAAGUGAGCUGAGUCUUUAAUAAGUCUUAAUUAGCAGGAGUUUUUUUUAACAUCCUGGAGAUUUACUCUGUGCAGUGCAAAGCUUGAUACCAGCCACAGUGUGAGUGAAAUAGCAGGCACACAAGAUUCUCAUGCUUAUUUACUUGAUGGUGUUGACAACUUUUAAAGCUGUGCUUGUCCCCUCUAAAACAACAUGGUGCCACCCUGGUUCCAGGCCAUAGAAAGAGGAGUUGAAUGGUGCUGUUUACUGAGCAUCCCUGCCUCUUCAUGCAGAAGUGAUGGUUAACUUGCCAACUCUUGUAGGGAUAGUGUUCCUCAAAUGAAUUCAUCUCCUUUUCUCACCACCUGGUAGUGCUGGGGGAAAAUAUUUCCAAAAUACAACUCAGGUAUGAGAUUGUCUGAAGGUGGGGGAAGUAGAGAGAAAGAUAAAAGGGAAAAACAUUCCUUAAGGAGUCUUUUUUAAUGGGGAAUGUAGUCAAAACCUAGUAGAAAUACCAUGGUCAAACCAAAUCCUAUAGGACAUGACCAGUGCUCUUUAAAUCUUCACUCUUCUGCAGAGGGCCUUCGCAGUUCAGCACUGGUAUCAUGGAAAGUCUUCAUCACAUUUAUCCUCCUGGGUCAGUCUCUGCCUUCCAGCCAGGCUGCACACGCUCAGCCUUUCCCACAGCCCUUGCUCAGGAGCUCGGAGCAUUUCGGACUGCCUGCUAGAACAACAAGCCAGCUCUUCACCUGGGCCAGCCACUGAGGGCUGCACAUCCCACAGGUGUCCAUCAUGCUGCCAUCAUCGAAUCAUGACACCAUCUAGGUUCAAAAACACCCUUAAGAUAUCUGAGUCCAGCUAUAACCAAGCACUGUCCUGUUCAGUCUAGGAUAGAAUGGUCACUACUUGGUGACUAUUCUAAAUGGUCACUUGCUGUCACUGUUAUCUCUCAGGGUUAACACCUCUCCUCUGAGGGACAGACUUCCACUUAGUGGACUUGGCAAUGCUGGAUUAACAGUUGGAUUCUAUGAUCUUAAAGGUCUUUUCCAAUCUGAGGAAUUCUGUGACACGCAAUGUCCCAUGGCACCAUUACUAAGUCUUUUUAUUGCCCCUGUUGCUGGUUUUUGCCUGCCAUGUGCCCUGAGACAUUCCCCAAACCUGCAACUGCCUUCAGCCCUUUGUGUUUUGUGAUGUGCAUCUGCUUCUAGCACAGCUCUUUAGGGAGGGAGAGAGAUUAAUUCAGAUGUUCCAUUUGGUGCUUCCUGCAAAUACUAAUUGAAGCACAACUCAAGUGUUUUUGCCUGUGCACAGACGGAGUUGGUUGCAGAAACAGUUGGUUUGGCAUGACAGUACAGGACCAUAAAAUGGCAAUUUUUUGGCUUCUCCUCUCUAUGCUUUGUGUUCAUAUAUUUUAUUAGGGGAAUAAUGUAGAAAGGGUGGGGAAAAGUAGUUACCUGUGUAGGGUCGUUAUUAGAAAGGCUGAGUGGCUUAAGGCAAUGCACAUGUGGCUGUCAUAGAAACUGAGCACUAAUCCUUCUGAGCUGCAGCCCCUUCAGCAGAUUAUGACCAUGCAGCAUUAUGGAAUAUUGAGGACUGCCCAUUGGUAUGUAUCAACCACAGAUGAGGCUGGUUCCCACUGUCUGGUCUCAUGUUCAGACCUUUGCUUUAGCCAGCAGGUUUUCCACAUGCCCUUGGAGUCACAGAAUGGCUAAGGCUGGAAGGGGCCACAGUGAGGUCAUCUGAUCCAGGCUCUCUGCUCAAGCAAACCUGGUUGGAGGUUAUGCUGUGGUGAUUUCCUGGGAAGAUGUGGAGAUAGAUGGCUAUCCUGGCACUGCUCUCCUUUGACCAGUCUCUGCCACUAGGGCCAGAAAAAGGCAGAAGGCAAGAGCACAAACUCUGACUCUCUGUCACAGCAUUUCUACAAAAUCUAUAGAGCUGCUAAAUACAGGUGGCAUGCAAGAAAGAAAAUCGGUCCUUCUUCCAGUCUUUGCACCAAACAAGAUGGCCCUCUCAGGCCACAUUUUCGAUCCAAGGUUGUACAGAAAACCAAGGGGAGGAACACCUUGGAGUAUGAAAGCUGUGUUGCUGUCUACCUAAAUUACCAUGCAAACAGGAUGUAAGGAUAUUGAUGCUGGUGCCUCCACAAAGGAAUUUGCAUUUGAUGUCUCCUAAAGCCAGGCUGGGUUUUUGUUAGGAUUUUAUGUAAUGUCAGUCAGCAAAUUAUGUGAGUUUCAGCAAAUCCUUUUAUCAGGUGUUAAUCUGAUAAAAUAUCAACUAGUAUCCUUGAAUGUUAGCUGGAUUUGAACUCUAGGGUCUCAGCACUCUUCCAUUUCUCUUGUCUGCAAACUCCACAUUUCCAGAUGUCUUUGAGAGGAGUAACAUCCUCCUAGUCUUGAGGAAGGUCUAUAGAUAGCGUGUUCAUGUCUGCUUUUCUAGUGUUUGUACAUAAACCUCAGCUGAAAGGAGGCUGAUGCCCAUUCUGAAGGCUCAUUUGAUAUCUUACCAGACACAUCUUGAAGUGAACCUUUGGAAGAGCUAUUGGGUGAUAUCUGACAUUGCUGCAUGUCUGUCCCUAACAUGUGUGCUUGGCCAUUGGAUCUGCUGUGCUCUCCUGGCUGUUCUGCCUACAGAUGCCUUGCAACUGCAAAAGCAGGUGAUCAUUCCUGCUGGACUUUGAGAGGAACUUCAGGACAGCUUCCCCACAGACAAGUGGACUCAGCUCCUUCUGGUUUGUUUCACCAGCUCUUGUCCCAAAAGAAGGCACCCACUGCGUUCAGCAGUUCACUGGCUGACACACAGGUCUGCCAUCCUGAGCAGAAUUCUUCCCUUUCCAUGCACAGUCUGAUCCUGGGCUGGCCUGCAGGCUGUGCAGGAGAAUGCAGGAGGCUUGAAAAAUGCAGCGCCCUAUGUGUGACUCAACAGAAACAUGAAGAUGCUUUUGAAGAAAGGAAGGACCCAGCUGGGCAACAGAUGGAAAACAGGAAAAGGAAAACAAGCAAUAACUAGAAAGAUUGCCAAGUGCUGUCUUGGCCUAGGUCAGAUCCCAGUUGUCUGAGUUGAUCCACAGAUCAGUGCAGUGCUGAUGCCAGUGGGGAGCAAAGCUUGCUUUUAGAUGUAUACACCAGAAACACCCUGUCCCUGAGCUGGCACUGCAUCCAAAUACAGCCCUGGUGGGUCUGCUGGACUGUUAGAGCACAGAAAUGAGAUCUGGGGUCCUUGCUGCUGUAGGUAUUUGCUCUAACUCAGGCAAGUCACAUCCCUUCUUGAUGUCCAUUCCCUCCUGGAGCACAUGGGAGAAACUUGCCUUCCCAAAGUGCUGCCGCCAUCCUGCCUGGAUACUGCCAAGUAUGAGAGACACUGUUGAUAGGACAGCUCUGCAAGCAGGAUGUCAAUAUAAUGCUGUAGAAAUUUAAUUCCUAUUUUCAAAGUACUGCUCUGCUUUCCCUCUGUUUACCAUCUUCUGAUGUUUCUCACGCAUGCCAGAAUGCAGCAGGGUGGAGGUCAGUACAGAGGUUAAACAUCUUCGGAGAAAGAUGUUUGUCAAGAAUAUGUUAUCCAGUUACUUGGCAGCUGAGUCUUGCACAACUGGCUUCUGAGUUUACCUGCUCCCAGAGGCAACAUGUACAAAGAUUUGGUGGCCCAACAGCACCAUCCACUGAUAGCAGAAUUAAGGAAUUUAGGAGUGCACCUUGGGAUGGCAAGUAGUGAUGAAGAGGAACAGAGAAUUGAAAGGCUCAUUUUUGGUAUAUUCCCAUGGCAGUUUCAUGCUCUUGCUUUUAGCAACCAUAUGAUAAUCUUAGCCUUUAGACUGGUGGUUCUGCCUGGGCUCCUCCUUUGCUUUUCCAUUCUCACUUCACACCUACCUGGGGUAUUGCCACUCAUACCUAGAAUGCCGUAGGCUUUGGCACCUGGCUGCUGCUUGGCUCAGCAAGCUUGGGCUGCAUGUUCAAAAGCAACAUCUGCAUAGAGGAGCAGUGCCACAGAGCUAGCUGGGAAGGCAUGGAAAGAUCUUUAUUUUAAGCUGCUUUUCACCUCUAGGCAUACUUGUCUCUUCCUUUCAAGGCUCAGCUGUGAGAGGGAUUGCUCCAAAACCACACUUCAUCAGACAAACUCACCUUUGUUACAGAACCACACAAGACCUGAAGCAGAAGGGCCAGGAAUUUAGCAUAAAGGCAGAUUUUGUGGCUGGGAUUAUCUGCAGGAGGUCAGUGGAGGUUUCUCAUAGGGUUUGUAGUCCAUAUUUUAACUUUCUGUAUUGUGCAGGUGAGCUGCUGCAUUGCUUCCCAAAAUACGGCUACAUCCCUUCCUUUGCCCCACUUGACAUUGCUGGCAGUCCCAGGAUGACAGCAGCUGAACGCUGCCUGUCUGAGCACAUCUUUGACAGCUUGCUGGGGAGGCAGAGGCUGGUACUAACUGAGAUCACACCGAGCACAGCCCCAUGGCCCAUGCAAGCAUGCAGCAAACCAUGUCACAGAGCAGCACAGACAGCAGCAGGAAAGGUUGUAGCUUUCCCUGGUGCCUACUGGAAAGCAGUAGGCACCAGGAAAAGGCCACUGAAAGGCCAUUCUAUGUCCCAUAGCUAAGAUACUUACCCUCCCAGAGCGGCAUUUCUCCCCUAGCUGUCCAUGCAGCUGUCCCAGGUGAGCUCCCUGGGAAGCACUGCUCUUCACCCAGGCUGCCUUUUUGCUUUUGUAGCCUAAAUAAGCUGCAACUCCAUUUGGUACCCACCUUCCUCAAGCCUCCAUGAUUUGGAAGACACAGUUUGUUGAGAGAUACAAUACAGACACAUGGAAAGAGCUGAAAAACUUGGGCAAGCACUCUUCAUGACAGAUCUUCAUAUCCACCCCCAGUUCACAGAUUUGUUUGUUCCAUUUCUUUGCAUGGAGAAGCUGCAGUAGCAGCUGUGUUCAGCUUGUGGCUGCCUCUGUCCUACAACAAACACCAAGCAAAAGUCAGGAAAGCCGUAGGUCAGUGAACAUGAUGGGGUGAGAAUCAGACAGGAGGCUGGGGUUUCUCUUCACCCACAUGAAGGCUGUGGGGCUGAGGAUUCACCAGGUUCAUGUAAAACCUGGUGAGAUGCAGCCUGCCAAGCCGGAUGCCUUCACCCUCCUGGCCUCAGUGCUGUGGGUCCAGGUCCCAGACCUGCCAACUCACAUGCUCCUGGUGUGGGCUGGAGUUCUGCAGCAGAAGCCUUAGUGGAGAGCCUGUUGGCUCUGCUUCUGCUGCACUGGGGCGGGGUGCUGUGAGAUGCUGGUGGGGCUGUAGUUCUGCUGGGAGAAAGACUCUGGUGGAGGAUGAAGUCUUUGCAGGGGAGACAAUUCAGAAAGUUGGAUUUUCCCCUCCCCUUUUUGCACUUUUUAAACCCUUUUUACUCCUUCCACAGAGGUUAUUGAACCUUCAGUAUAAUAAGGGAGAUGAGCUGCCAUUAAAUAGGUUUCUGAAGAGUCUGAAAGCAGGUGCUGGCUGGCGUGCAGAGCCGGUCUGUGCCUGACGUGAUUUCCAGACCUCAUUGUCCAACCUGUAGCAGAGUCACCCCAUGAGCUGAGCAAGGACUGGGGUGGGAGGGUCAGCACUGGCCAUCAUGCCAAACAGCCAUGGCUUCCCAAACUGAAGAAGAAUCAGACCAGAAAAUGGGGGAAGGAGCAACCGCAGUAGAAGGAUAGCUAGUUGUCACAAGUAAUCUUUGGUAUCCGUGUCCAGUGGUUAGUCCUAGAAUUGCAAGCCUUGUAAUAUUGCACACACGUCCUCCUUCCACUCCCCUUUUCUCAAAGCAGCCGUCGCCUUUCUUCCCCCUGCCCCAUGCACUAGUGGUGAGCAUCAGAGGCAGUUGCACCAAAGUGAUUCUCAGCCCAGUUCUGCAUCCCCCCUUCCCACCCGAACCCAAGGCAACCCGGACAGUUGUUAGCCUUCACGAGUCUAGUAAUUCCAGUUGGGUUUCUUCCCUUGUGUUUCAUGGCUUCCUUCCCAUGCACUCUAGCAGGGCAGUACAGGAGGCUCUGACAUGUCCCAGGAAGUUUAUUUGCCCCCAGCAGCACCUUGCAGACAUGCACCUUACUGGGAAUGUACUGGGUCAAUGCUGGUGAGAUCUGGCACUGCCGAUCUUAAAUGGGUGGCAGCUAAUGGGGAUCCACCCAAGGAAGUUGGCAGAAAGUGGCUACUGUCCCUUUUCUUUUCUUUUUUGAGGGAAAGAGGGAUUUUUUUGGCAUUACAAUUAUUGUCCAUCUUCCAGUGGCCAAGUUCUGGGCUGCAUUAAUAAUUGGGGUUCAUUGGCUGUCCAGGCAGGUGUGGAGCUCUGCACCAACCUUAAUAGCAAAUGUCACAGCUGUAGCCAGAGCCUGUGUACAGUAUGAGUUUCUUCCAUGCUGGUAAAGUACUUUCAGCAGGCUCCAGAUGGACACUUCUGGCAGACAGAAAAACAGCACUCCUCCAAGUCCGGAUCAAAUCUGCACUUCCAUUUUGUGUCCUCAGCAUGGGAAAAAAAAAUCAACCUAAGUAAAUGCCUUCCAGGUCUCCAUUCCCCGUGUGGUGCCUGGUGCCCCAGGGGAAGGGGUGGUGGGAGGUAUUUCAAGGUCACCAAAAGCAAGAUCGUUUUUGGAUUUAUUUAAUGGAAAUACAUUUCAGGGCGGGAGACCUCCCGACCUUUGUGUUAAUCACAAGAGCAGGAGAUGAAUUUCUGGCUGUCCUUGCAUAUAGUGAAAUAUAACUGAAACAGCCAAACACAAAUAGAGUUAAAUGUAGGGUUUGACCUGAAUAACCUUUUAAUUAGGAAGAUAAAUUUGUUGUAGCUUGACCUUAGUCCUUGUUAGGAACCUGCUAAUCAUUUGACAUGCAGAGUGUAUUAAUGCUGCACUUAACUUGGCCAUUGUUUUUUUUAUCUGGUUUUGGGAGUUUUUUCACUCCCAAAGCAUCAGUCUGCAUCUUGUAUGGGUUUUCUUUUGUUCCCUUUUUUCCCAUUCAGAUCAUGUAGCACACUGUUGUACUUUUGUUCCCGUCUGUGUAGAGUAUUGCCUUAAACAGAUCAGUUGUGUUAUGGUUUGUUUUGGGUUUUCUCUUUUCUACCAUCAGUUUUAUGCAUUAAUUUAUUUUAAAAUGUGGGGGUUUUUUUCAAAAACAUGAAAAAAGUGUAUAAUAUUUUUUUUUAACAUUUCCAUUGCAGUAUUUAUCAUUGUUACUGGUUGUGUGUAGUGUAACAGAAUUAAUGAUAUUAAAAAGCAUACAUAUGAAAA
Molecule: messenger RNA, 9455 nt
Organism: Onychostruthus taczanowskii (white-rumped snowfinch)
Lineage: Eukaryota; Metazoa; Chordata; Aves; Passeriformes; Passeridae
Gene: FAM219A
Product: family with sequence similarity 219 member A
Exons: 6
Coding region: 179-736 (185 amino acids)
Source: RefSeq, a predicted model, not a curated record